Messenger RNA from Caenorhabditis angaria, 2830 nucleotides. Lineage: Eukaryota; Metazoa; Nematoda; Chromadorea; Rhabditida; Rhabditidae. The record is from the annotation of a GenBank genome assembly.
AUGAAUUCAAUAAAAUCGAAACUGAAUAUUUUGUAUUGUCAUGGAUUAGGAUCAUCGAUCAAUAAUCGACACGGAACACAAUUGAAAGCGUUUUUCGAGAAGAAUUAUAAGGAUAGUGUGUAUUUUGAGAGAUUUUUAUAUAAAAAUCCUGGAUCAGUUGAUCAUGUUUGGAAUAUAAAUGAAUGGAGAAAAGAUAUUGAAGAGAGAAUUGGUCAGUUUUUUUGUUCUUGAAAAAACACGUUUUUUUAAUUUUCAGAGAAUCAAAAAUGGAUUAUAAUUUCAACAAGUGCUGCGGGACAUUGCGCAUUAAAUAUUGCAAAAUCAAAGCCUCAUAACAUACUAGGAUUAUUCAUGUUUUGCCCUGGAACUCAUUUGGAUCUCAAUUUUGUGAAUACAAUAGCUCCUGGAGCUUUGGAACUUUUGAAAAAGAAAGGUUCUCUGGUUUAUCCACCAUCAAGAAAUGGACACGCAGCUCUUGUAACAGUUGAAGCUUUUCAAGAAUAUUCGGAUGUGGGUUUCUGAUAAUGUUUUGUAAAUUAUAAUGAACAAAAUAAUUUUAGACAUGCGUAACAAAAACACCAGGAGAUAUUGCUAUCAAAUGCCCAAUUACAGUAGUACAGGGGACCGCAGAUGACGUAAGUACAAACUAUUCUCUUGAAAUUUCUAAAACAAUUAUUUUUUAGUUAGUUCCUCAUCAAAACACCGUUAAACUGGUGAAGAGAUUAACUUCGAAAAAUGUUGAGUUGGUUACACUUGAAGGAGCAACACAUUAUUUUGAUAUUGACGAAAGGAUUCAAGGAAAAAUUGAUGAAUUUAUCAGUAAAGUUCGGACGCCUACUAAUUCCAAAAUUUGAUUUUAAAAGUAUAUUAUUAUUAUUUAUUUAUGAAGAUUCAAAUCAUUCCACAACAAUAAAUGGAUCUAAUGAUGAUGUAUUAAUAAAAGGAGCUGAACAAUAACUUAUAUCAAGAUCCAAAAAUGGUAGAAUAUAUAUGAUAGCCAAGUGUGUGAUGUAAAUUCUAAUUUUUAAAAACUUCUUUUCAUCUUUAAAAUUAACCUUAACGUAUAAUGUUUGGAGAAUUUUUUCAUGUAAAUUAUUAGUCGUCUAUGAUAUUGAAUAAUACUACAAACAAUUUGAAUAAAAAUACGGAAUAGGGAAGAUAAUACGGAAGAUCAUAUUCUUUUAUCUGAAACUACAUCUGCGAAAACAAUCAAAAGAAUAUUAGGACAAAGAUUUCAAUGUAAAAACAAUAUUUUCUCGGAAUAUCAACAAGGCGGAAAUCUCUUCAUACGUUUUCAUUUUCGAUAUAUUAAGAUUUCAAAAAUGUGUUCCAACAGUAUAUAUUUACCAAUAAUUAUUAUAAUUUUUGUUCUAACUAUCUAUAUUUUCAACCAAAAAAAGGAUUUCUUUCAACUCACUGACAAAGUUGUUUAUGUUGAUGAUGUGUUUAUUCAAGAGAAAAAAGAUUUUCCAAAAUGCAAAAUUAAAUCUUGGAAUAAUAAAACAACUUGGGAAAUUCCACGUAUCGAAAAGCUCAAAUUACUAACAAAAUACGGUGUAACAUCGAGUGUAAGUACGAUAUUUCGAAAGUCGUUAAACCAACGACAAAAAAUCACACUCUAUUUUCAGGAGGGCUUGGAUGAUGGCGAACUUCGACUAAUAUCCGCAUUUCUAUAUGAAGAUGAAAUUGUUGUGACAACUUCCAGACAAAGGACAACUCAACUUGGGUAUGUUUCAGCUGAAUUCUAUAUUUUAUCAAAAUUUUCCAAUCAAUACUUAGAAUUCCUGUGUACUGUCGAUAUUUCGAUUGCAAUCGUGUUGAGAUUCCGGACUCAAUUUACAAAGCCUUCUUUUUCCCAUUGACAUCAGUUCAUUGUUUACGAAAAGUUGGAGCAAGUUACAUUUCUUUGAGUUUAGCAGAAGAUGAGAAGCCUCAAUUGCCAAUUCCGUUUGUUCAUAGGCUUUUCAAAGAACCUCAACAUGAAUUGGGAGUUUGUAGUGGACAAUUAUAUGGGAUGGAUGCGAAGUGGAUGCAAAUCGCUGAAUUUGUUGAGCAUCACAAAUUGAUUGGAGCAACUAUGUUCUAUUUUUCGGUUUUUGAAAUUGAUGGAAUGACUCGAAUGAUAUUAGAUGAAUAUGAGAGAAGUGGAUUUGCUGAAGUAUCAAUGAUAAAUACUGAAUAUACAAAUGCAGCAAUGAUGAGACAUAUGGUUCAGAUUCAUGAGUGUUUUUAUCGAGCAAGAAAACAUUCAAAAUGGCUGUUGAAUAUUGAUCAUGAUGAAUUUCUGAUACCUAGAGCAAAACCUAUUUUGUCCUAUAUCAGAAGUUUAGGAGAGAAUGUUGCUGAAUCAGUAUUUUCAAUGAGGAGAAUAGCGAAAUUUGAGGAAUCUAUCGAAAAAUACAAUAAUAUUGAAGAAGUUUCAAAUGAUAUUCAAGCUUCAAAUUAUAACUUGACACAUGAUCCAACUUAUACAUCAGUUAAAGUAAUGAUUCGACCAGACAAAGUAAAUGCAAUACUUCUACAUUGGGCCUAUGGAAUGGAACCCGAUUAUAAAGUUAAUGUAGUCCCAAAAAAUAUUGCGUUUUUGAAUCAUUAUCGAACGAUUUCUCCCAAUUAUUUAUGGUCCGAUUUUAUGGCAAAACUUAUGAGGCAAAACGUGAAGUUUCUGCAUGUAACUAUGCAAAAAGAAUAUGUGGAAAGGUUGCGUGAAAAUGUAGUGCAAGUUGUUGGUUAUGUUUUCAAGAAACACGAUUUGACUUGUGAGAAUAUUCCAUCAUCUCUUCAACGUGCCACUAAACCGUAUUUAAAAAAAAUGAAAAUUUGUGAAUAA